Molecule: messenger RNA, 3347 nt
Organism: Caenorhabditis sp. 36 PRJEB53466
Lineage: Eukaryota; Metazoa; Nematoda; Chromadorea; Rhabditida; Rhabditidae
Source: the annotation of a GenBank genome assembly
AUGAAUCGGAUGAUUCACACCCAAUCGGAGCCACAAACCUCUUUUGGCGGGGUACGGAAAGUUUUUACUAGAAAAAAUGCGAAAAAUAAAAUUAAAAGGCCGGUGUGGCCUAGAAAACGCAACUUUCGCCUUGUUUGCAAACACUCAUACCGUAAUCCUCUAAAAAUUAUUGCGAAAUCAGAGCUUUUCGAGGUCUGGACUUUUGAUCUACUUGUGAUGAUCCGAUCGAACCCGAGCUUUACACGACGUGAAAAACUGAAUGUUCAACUGAUUUUCUCCAAAUUUUGACAGCAAACUUCUAGAAAAACGUUGUUUUGUUGAGGGUUUUCGGAAUCCUUCGACUAAAGAUUCAGCAUUCUAAAAAUGUGACACAGGGUCGUCUGAUUCUUUGAGAAUAGUUGACUAUCAGAAUGAUCUUUCAUUUUAACUUGUUUCGGGACAGCUGUAAGGUUUCUGUAACUCGUUUGCGUUUUCUCGAAAAUACGUUCACAUUUAUGUCUAAUUUGUCGAUAUAAGUAUGCUUGCAAAAGGGUCGAUUUAACUCGCUUCAAAAUGAAAGUUGUGUUGUCAGAUUGUAGAUCUCGAUGAGUUCUACAUGAGUGACAACAUGCGGGCCGCCGACUUUAGAGGUAUUGUGGAGCGGACCGACUAGACCCACUUUUUGCCACGUUUUGCCGGCCCGCGCUACAAUACCGGCUCUAAAGUCGGUCUGUAUGUUACUGCAUUUGUAGAACUCAUCUAGAUCUACAAUCUGAUAUGCCGUUCUACGCACAACUUUCAUUUUGAAACGAGUUAUCAGCCGGCCCGUUUGCAAGUAUGCAUAUAAGUUGAAAUUCAGUCUAGUCUAAGUUUGAAGUGAGUGUAACGUGUCACAAACGUGUGGCCGAAGUGUUGCGACGGCUGCAAUUUCUAGGCCACACGUCGCUUUCGCCGAAUGGAUCAAACAUCGGGGAACAAUUAUUUCACUGAUAAAUGCAUUCUGAAAAAGCGUUUUCAGACGUCAUCACAACACAUGCAGCAGCAGCAGUCCGGACAACAUCCGAGCCAAAACGGACACACUGCCCAAAUUCUGAAUCGCCUUUUUUCGUGUACGCGUUUUUACAGAAAAUUCGGACUUGAAAUCUCUGUUGAAAAUACGUUAUUUCUUGGAAAAAUUGAAACUUUCUGAAAUUUCGAAAAAUUACAGCAUAUCACCAGGACAACGGCUCAUUCGACUCGAAUUUGUUGCUAAAUGGAGGACAGCAAAAAGUCGGUUUCCACAAACUAUUUUUCAAAAAACAAAAUCAAUCGUUUUCCAUUGAAGGAUGUUAAAAACCCGAAAAAAAUGGCAAUUUUUUGCAGUUCGACUUCAAUUUGCCCAAUUUGCCGACGCAUCCGAACCACUUGAUGGCGAAUGGCUCACUGUUGGGCGGAAAUCAGCAGCCGGCGCCACGUGGCACCAACGGAACGACGAAGAAAAAGAAGGGGGCGGGGCCUGGCAGGAGGCCCGCUCUCGAUGCAAAUGUGAGCGAAAACAGAGAAUUUGAGGAAUUUUGCCAGAUGUGUUCUCAAUUUUGGACGCCGGGACCAAAACAAAAGAAGACAUCGAAAAUCUGUGAAUGUCAAUUGAUUUGGCAGAGUUAAAGUUGUGGCCGUGGCCUAGAAAACUCUUCCCUUACACCUUGACAAUCUGUUAACGUGUGUGUGUGUGUGUGUGUGUGAAUGCUUGGCAACGUUUCCGGAAAAGAUCCCGCGGCCUAGGAGUUUUCUAGGCCGGCUACUGCGCGUUGGAACUCUGGCUGUGAAUGCGGCAAUAAAAGGCUGUUCGUACAGAAUUUUUAGGCUCUUCCUUUGUUUAACAUCUCUUUUUAUGCGCUCUCGACUUCAUUUACACUGUAGCGCGCACAACAAGUCUGACCAAUUUUCAAUGUUUUUCUGGUCUUGCAGGGCCUGCCGAAAGACCGUCCGUUCGUGUGUCCACGUCAAGAUUGUCUGAAGCGAUUUUGUCGAAAUGAUCACCUACAAAGGCACAUGCGAAUUCACACGGGACAGCGACUUUUUCAGGUGAUUUUGCAGGCUUUUCGAAAAGAUAUUCAUACCCAACGAGUGCUGAAAGAAAUUUGAAAAAAACUUUGUGUUGCUUCACGUCCAGAAUCAACCAAAAUGUAUUGUAAAACAAUUUGUGAAACAGAAGUCAAUAUUUUUGCAGUGUCGAACGUGUCUGCGCUCGUUCUCGCGCUCCGAUCAUCUCGCAAAACACGAACGGACGCACUCAUCCGACAAACCGUACAGUUGUGUGUCGUGCGCACGUGGAUUUCACAAACAUGAGGAAAAGAAAAAGCACGAGGAGGUGAGACGCGUCUCGACGUCUGAAAUUUUGAUUAAUCGCUCCGUUUUUGUUCAUUCGUGAGGAGUACUUGCAAAAAAUCUCGAUUGAUUGUGCGUGCUUCUCGAUUUUUGAAUGAUUCUAUUCUUAAAUGGAUGAAUACAGUUUCUAAAUCUAAAGGGCAACGAAAAAUAGUAACUUUUUGCAGAAAUGUCAGCAGAAACAAGAGGAUCGGACGUCGGGCCGGCCACAAAUCAAUUUGAUGGGCGGACAGCCGCAACCGAUUUGGACCAAUCAGAAUCCGGUCAGUAUUCUCUGAGAUUUUCCGGAUUUUAAAGUGCGGAAAAUCGGACGAAUCGUGUUGAGAAACAAUAAUGAUUAUUGUGAUGAUGGUGGUGUCUGUGUGAGGUCUUGAUUGUUGUGUAAUUGUGAUAGUUUUAGGACCUGGGCCUUUGCCCUGAACUUUUGCCCCACUUGGAAUGAUCCGAUCGGGACCAGACGUUGCAGGCAUCUUGGACACGGAUUGAAGUAUACUGGGACCAAGUUUCAGACCGAUUGGAUCAUCCGGUCCCGAGAUAUGUCGACCUGAGUCCAACAUCGGGCCUCAUGCACUGUAUCUUGACGGUAAAUAAUCGGCACGGUCUGAAACUUGGUCCCAGUAUACUUCAAUCCAAGUCCAAGAAUUCAGAAAAGUUUGGCCCCGAUCGGAUCAUUAAAAGUGAGCCAAAAGUCCAGGUCCAGGUGCUUUUCUAUGCCCGACAUUCAUUUUGCCGCAAAACUGCCCAAUUCGGCCCGUAUGAAAAUUCCGAAUUUGCGGCGUCGAAGGGCUGCAGAGAGCCAAAUAUAUCUUCCGAAUAUACCCGUCCAUCAUCAUCAUUGCAAUAAUAUUAUCGUGUUCUCUCUGCAGAAUUCGUCCUCCGCCUCCGCCUCGGCCGCCGCCGCCGUCACAUUCGGCCACCAUUUGUACCGUCUUGUAGAUGAUCUUGGGCGGUUCAAUGCAGGCGUCGAACUUGAGCUCGAUGAUGAUUCCCUCGGUGGCUAG